Molecule: messenger RNA, 561 nt
Organism: Morus notabilis
Lineage: Eukaryota; Viridiplantae; Streptophyta; Magnoliopsida; Rosales; Moraceae
Product: tabersonine 16-hydroxylase 2-like
Exons: 2
Coding region: 1-561 (186 amino acids)
Molecular function (GO): iron ion binding; oxidoreductase activity, acting on paired donors, with incorporation or reduction of molecular oxygen; heme binding
Source: RefSeq, a predicted model, not a curated record
AUGCGAACCUCUUUUGGUAACCGAGCUUGGCGUAAGAAGAGCGCUUCAAGUGCCUUCGAUCUUCCUUCCAUGAUCCAGUCUUCGCAAAAUCAGGACAUCUUGUCUCGUGGGGGUGAGACGGCUUCUACCAUUGACUGGGCAAUGGCAGAAAUUGUAAAGACUCCAAGAGUGAUGAGAAAAGUACAGGAUGAGGUGAGGGAAGUAUUUGGAAGAAAAGGGUCCAUUGAAGAGACGUGUAUUAAGGAAAUGAACUACUUAAGAUCAGUUGUUAAGGAGACAAUGAGAUUGCAUCCAGUUCUUCCCCUAAUACUUCCGAGAGAAAGUAGCGAGAAGUGUGAGAUUAAUGGCUAUGAGAUACCUGCAAAAACUAGGACAAUAGUUAAUGCAUGGGCAAUUGGAAGAGAUCCUAGAUAUUGGACUGAACCUGACUCCUUUAUACCAGAAAGGUUCCUAGAUAGCCAAAACUUUGAGUAUAUCCCAUUUGGUGCUGGAAGGAGAAUAUGUCCAGGCAUCUCAUUUGCCGUGAGCAAUGUUGAGCUUCAGCUUGCUUCGUUGUUAUAA